AUGUCGAGACGAUACGACGGCCGCACAACCACAUUUUCUCCAGAGGGCCGCCUCUUCCAGGUGGAAUAUGCCGUAGAGGCUAUUAACAACGCCGGGUCAGCCGUGGGAAUCCUCGCAAAAGACGGCAUUGUGAUUGCAGCGGAGAAGAAGACAGUGUCGAAGCUACUGACUCCGAGCAAAACUAGUGACAAGACCAUUAAGCUGGACGACCAUUUGAUCUGUGCUGUUGCUGGCCUGACUGCCGACGCCAAUAUCCUCGUGAACUAUGCGCGUCUGUCGGCGCAGCGCUACGAGCUGGCGUAUCAGGAGAAGGAGCCGUGUGAGCAGUUGGUACAGACCAUUUGCAAUUACAAGCAAGCGUACACACAGUUUGGUGGACAGCGUCCCUUUGGCGUGUCGUUCCUCUAUGCUGGCUGGGACCGCCACCACGGCUUCCAGUUGUACCACAGCGAUCCGAGUGGAAACUAUGGCGGCUGGAAGGCCACAGCCAUUGGCGCUAAUAACCGCGCUGCUAAGAGCAUGCUGAAGAGCGACUACGAGAAAGACAUGACAGUGGAAGAGGCACUGGUCUUCUCGGUCAAGGUCAUGAACAAGACCAUGGACUCGACGACUCCCACGGCAGAAAAGGUGGAGUUCACGACGGUCACGCGAAACGCGGAUGGCAAAAUCGUCCACCGCCAACUAACGGAAAAGGAGACGGAAGCUUUGUUGCAGAAGGCGGCUGCAGACACAGCGGCUUCGGGUGACAUGUAA
Molecule: messenger RNA, 753 nt
Organism: Peronospora matthiolae
Lineage: Eukaryota; Oomycota; Peronosporomycetes; Peronosporales; Peronosporaceae
Source: the annotation of a GenBank genome assembly